Messenger RNA from Uloborus diversus, 484 nucleotides. RefSeq lists its product as uncharacterized. The transcript has 4 exons. Bases 1 to 360 code for a protein of 119 amino acids. Lineage: Eukaryota; Metazoa; Arthropoda; Arachnida; Araneae; Uloboridae. The record is from RefSeq and is a predicted model, not a curated record.
AUGGGCCGGCUCGUGUGUCUCGUGUGUCUGUGUCUGAUCGCGCUCAGGGCCCUGGCCGAUCAGCGGCCGCUCUGUGACACCCUCUGCAAAGGCCUCCGCUUUCCAGGCCGCCUAGGUGGAUGUAAUUGCCACUUCGUCCUCUUCAACAAGAGGGAUCUAAGCAGAUCGAUUGAAACAGGUGUCGAAACUAUGAGGCAACUGAGGCAUAAACUAUUCAGGCAAGUGGAGUCUGGAGACAGCUUAGAAAAUGAAACUGAAGACGAGUAUUUGCAAGAAAAACCUCGAAGACAUUCAUUUCCAGGAAGAAUUUCGACAUCGUCUUUGGAAAGAAAAUUAUGGACGCUGGAAGCAUCAUUGUAAAAGAGUCCCAUUUUGAAGAAUGGAAUCGUGUUAAUUUAUUAUUUCGUCUAUUAUUUAUGAACAAAGAGUGAUUUUUAUUCUUGUCCUUUUGUUUAUUCUAAUGCAUUUUUCUGUAAAUAAAAUC